CGGCACCACAGUUAAUAACAAGAUAAAAAGCAGGUCCACCGCAUCUGAAGGCAGACACUCUGUUGAUUGUGUUCAAGAAAGACGAGGACCUCGCAGGCAUCAAUAUGAAUCCUGACGCGCUGCUCUAUCUGCUGUUGUUAGCUGUCACCCUGCCUACUGGACACUCUAUGUAUCAAGAUGACGUCAAGGCGUGGCCCUGCCCGAACCCAGAGGAGCUAGUCCCGUGCACCUGUUAUGCUGAUGAAGACCUCAAUCUCUUUGUGGACUGCCAGGACCUCCCCAACUUAGAAACGCUUCAAGAUGUCUUUGACGAGAAGUUUCCCUUUAAGAAAUUCUUCAGAUUGCAGGUCAGCAACAGCGAAUUCUCUAACGGGUCUCUGACGAAGGAGGUGUUCAAUGGCUUCAGCUUCCGUGAGGUGAUAAUGUACGAUAACAACCUGAUAAGCGUGGAACCCACCGCCUUUGAGGAUUCUUAUGCCGAGUUAUCUUUCUUCGAGUUUUCAGAUGACAUGGAAACCUUCCCUUUACCCGGUGAUAUGUCGGAUUUCACGGAGCUGCACGAAGUGGUGAUGUCAGUGAACUGCUCGAGCAUCCCUGAUCUAGUGUCACCCAAUGUUAUCUCGCUGUCCGUCAGAUGCUGGAAUGAAGCUGAACUCAAGUCAACUACCUUGAGCUUCACUAACUUGAUGACACUUCACCUGCACGACUCUUCCCUCACCACAAUAGACCCAGACAGCUUUCAAAAUUCUCCCAAACUUCUGACCGUGACCCUCAAUAGAAAUAAUCUUGAUGCUAUCGUCGAGCUGAACUUCGUAAACCUGUUAGAGCUCGACCUUAGUGACAGUUGUCUCGAGGACAUGCCACACAUUUUAGGAAUGCAGGAGAAUGGUGUGGUGAGGAUCUCAUACAACGAUGAAUUGAAAAAGAUGAAUGAAAAUAACACACUGGAAUUGAUAAACGGAAACGUGACGAUCGAAGCUGAAGGUGUUAGUCUGGGGUGUGACUGUAAUCUCCGGUGGCUUUUGGGGAAAAACGACGCGGAAAUGUACUUGAACAACGUUGUGAAGGUGGGCACAGACUGCCCACAGUCCACUAACUACACCAGAAAUAUCCUAAACCAGUUUUGUGGGUAAUAGGGGGUGAAGGAAGCGGUGUCCCACCCUUCCCCUACUAUUCUCUCUCACUCUCCUCUCUCCUUUCCCCCCUUUUCCCUCUCGUUCUCCUCUCCUCUCUCCUUCCCCCACCCCUC
Molecule: messenger RNA, 1249 nt
Organism: Homarus americanus (American lobster)
Lineage: Eukaryota; Metazoa; Arthropoda; Malacostraca; Decapoda; Nephropidae
Exons: 8
Coding region: 105-1133 (342 amino acids)
Cellular component (GO): extracellular matrix
Molecular function (GO): protein binding
Source: RefSeq, a predicted model, not a curated record